This is a messenger RNA of Eucalyptus grandis, 420 nucleotides long. Its product is annotated as TPD1 protein homolog 1-like. Lineage: Eukaryota; Viridiplantae; Streptophyta; Magnoliopsida; Myrtales; Myrtaceae. Gene Ontology annotation, biological process: cell fate determination. The record is from RefSeq and is a predicted model, not a curated record. The transcript has 2 exons. The coding region runs from base 1 to 420 and encodes 139 amino acids.
AUGGCGUCUGUCAUGAAGUUUUUGGGUGCGGCUUUGCUUCUGCUUCUCUACAGCAAAGGGACGUAUUCUUGUGAGCCGGACGAAGUGAGCCUGGGGCAGUACGACACGGGCGAUCUGUACUCGAGCGCGCCAGUGUACAACGUGACAUUCUACAACGGGUGCACGGACUGCGACGUGGUCGACCUCUCCCUAAGAUGCCCGGGGUUCAAGACCCUGAAGCCCAUCGAUCCUUUCAUCUUCAAGCCUUCCGGCGACUCUUGCAUCAUCAGCAGAGGCCUGCAAAUCUACACGGGCGUGACGAUCAACUUCACCUACGCUUGGGAAUCCCAGUACCCUUUCGAGAUCGCGCAUUACCAUUUCGAGUGUGCUCCUCCUCCGGAAUCGGAGGUAAAGGGCGCGGCGAGGAUCGUAAGGGGCUGA